Molecule: messenger RNA, 4103 nt
Organism: Triticum urartu
Lineage: Eukaryota; Viridiplantae; Streptophyta; Magnoliopsida; Poales; Poaceae
Gene: MET18
Product: ARM repeat superfamily protein
Cellular component (GO): cytosolic [4Fe-4S] assembly targeting complex
Source: RefSeq, a predicted model, not a curated record
CUUACAAAAAAAAGAGAGGCCAAAAGCACGCACGCAGCCUGGCGGAGGAGUGUCUCCACGCACGCUAGGUUACCGCCGCCGCCACCGCCACCGCCACCGCCACCGCCGCCGGCCGCCUCCACCCGCCGCCGCUGCGGGCCUGCUGCAUCCGCCUCCCCGUACGCCUCCUCCGUCGCCCCGUCUCCUUCACUAGCAAAACCCUAAACCCUGGAAGCGGAAGCGAGGCUUCAAGGCCACGGCUCGUACCUUGUGGCGGCAAUGGCGAAGGUCCCUGCCGGCGAGUGGGUCCCCCACGUUGAGGCCUUCGUUGACGUCUCCCGCUCCCCCGCCCAGCACUCUGCGGGCGUGGAUGCUCUUGCAGCCUUGGUCAACAAGGACAAGCUGACGCUCUUCGAUUUGGUGUCUAAGAUGGACAUGUAUUUGACGACAACAGACCACAUUGUUAGAGCAAGAGGAAUACUGCUUCUGGGGCAAAUCAUGUCUCACAUUUCAUUUAAAUGGUUAGAUGUCAAUGCCAUCACAACAUUGUCAGACUUCUUUAUAUCAAGAUUGUCGGAUUGGCAAGCACUGCGGGGAGCUCUUGUUGGAUGCUUGGCUCUAUUGCACAGAAAAUCAUCUGUUGGCACUAUUAUGGUUGCUGAUGUCAAAAGACUAGUUGAGGCUUUCAUAGCUGAUGUUCAAGUACAGUCACUUGCAGCUGCUGACCGCAAGAUGUGCUUUGAAAUUUUUAGCUGGAUACUUGAUCACUACCCAGAAGCUGUCAAGACAAUGGAUGAUGAAUUGCUAUACUGGAUCUGUCAAUCAAUCGAUGAAGAAAAAGACCCAGAGUGCUUGAAGCUUUCUUUUCAUGUGGUGGAAGUUGUCAUGAAGCUGUUCCCAGACCCAUCUGGUAUCGCAGACCAAUUUGCAAGUGACCUUUUUGAGAUUCUGAGCAAAUAUUUUCCUGUUUACUUCACACAUGGAGCCGGUGAUAAUUUAGGUGUUACAAGAGACGAACUUUCUAGGGCAUUGAUGCAUGCCUUUUGUACAAGUCCAUAUUUCGAGCCCUUUGCCAUCCCAUUGCUUCUAGAUAAACUUUCUUCCGAUCUUCCAUUAGCAAAGCUUGAUUCCUUGAAAUAUUUGGACAAUUGCAUUCACUGCUAUGGAGCUGAUAGAAUGGUUACACACGCAUCAGCUAUUUGGUUUAAGUUGAAAGAAGUACUUUUUAGCCUUUCUUCAGAUCAACUUUUAUCAUCAGGGUCACCUAAAGAUGCAGAGAAUAAUAAGAAUCAAAUAAUAUCAGAAGCUGAACAUUGCUUGAAGACUGCUGUUACAUAUAUACAUUCUUCGGAUAGAGAUAUUUUCAUCAAUUUGAUCUUGUUGGAUGAGGAUAUUGUGAAUAACAUCCAUUCUGUAACAACUGAAGAGAACUCCAUCGGUAGUUCACUGCAAGCCCUUGGAAGUGUCGUUUCUAUUCUUGCUGGGUCAUCUACAUAUUUGUGCACUAGAGUUUUUCAAGCACAUUUUAAACGCUUGGUGGAUAUUUUGGGAAACUCAGCUGGUUUUGAUUCUCAACACCUGAGCAUCGCCAAUGGAUCAUCUCCUGCUUCUAUUAACUAUGGAGCUCUCUAUUUAUCUGUUCAAAUGCUUUCAUCCUGCCGAGAAGUCGCUGUUGCAUCUCGAGAAGGCGUCCCAGCAGAGGAGUCCUGGUGGCUUAUCUUAGAGGAAAAGCUGGAUCAAAUCAUCCAUCUUUUCGGAAAAUUGCUGACUAUUGAUUCUCAGCCUACCCAGUCAGCAGUCAGAAAAGAAUGUAUUUCGUUUGCUGUGAAGGGUUUGCUGAUACUUGCAACUAUCCCGGAACAAUGUUCACUUCUACUGGAAAAUGCUUAUGAGAAUAUUUUGCUGAUGCUUACCUUAGUAAUUACAAGCAAGUAUGAAAAUGCACAUUUGUGGAGAUUAUCAUUGAAAACAUUGACUAGCAUUGGCUCAUCUGCUGUGGAAUUACAUGCUUCUAAAAGAGAAAUGGUUUACAAUAGAAUUGUUGUCGACAAGAUAAUUCGUUUGGCUGAAUCUUGUGAUGCAUCGAUGCCUCUGAAUCUAAGACUUGAAGCAUGUUUUGAAGUUGGCACCGCUAGUGUGAACUAUAUGUUAAGGGUUGCCAGAUCACUUGAAGAAACUGUCAUCACAAAUAUCUCUCAGGUUAAUGGAAGUAUAGAAUGUGCGGACUAUGUAACCUGUCUGAUUGAUUUUUACUCUAGUCGUCUCCUUCCUUGGUUCUUUACUUCCGGUGGUCUCAAUGAACUUGCUUUGAGCUUUGCUCUGCGUCUCUGGGAUGAGAUUGGGGACUUGGUUACUCUGGACCGAAUCAUAUCACAGGGUCUUCUUGACUCACUAAUGAUGGGAAUGAAGUUAUUAGUCAGAGUCUGCACAGAGGAACAACAGUCGUUGAUUGUUCAGAAAGCAUGCGGUAUAGUAUCAUCGAUGCUGUCUCUCCCAGUGAAAGCAUUAACACGCCAUCUUUUGUCUGUUGACGAGUUAGUUCCUGCACACUCUGUUCAAGAUACAGCUCUUGUGUGUAUGCUUUCAUCAGUCAUAGUUGGUCUUUGGCCUCAAACACCUGUACCAGAAAUGAUGAUGAUGAUUAACCUCUUUUCGGUCUUUCUACUGAAUGGGCAUAUACCAGCUGCUCAUGCAUUAGCUUCUAUUUUCAAUAAAUAUCUACAGAAUUCAGAGUUCUCACACGAGAUUAAGCUGGAUAAAAUACUUGAUGUUAUUCUUGGGGGAUGUUUCUCAAUUGUAUUACCCAGCAGCAAUUUGAAGAUGUCUUGCUCUCCUGCUGCCACUUUGGAUAAUGCUAACUUCUCAGACAGCUUGCCUGGAAGCAUAGGUUCAAAGAUUGAUAUCUUAUGUGGCUUGGCAUGGAUUGGCAAAGGAUUGCUUAUGAGAGGAGAUGAGAAAGUGAAGGAAAUUUCAUUGUUUCUUCUUAAAUGCCUCUCAUCAGAUGCUUCUCUAGCAACAGCUGCAGCUGAUGCAUUCCAUGUGAUGAUGGGUGAUUCAGAAGUCUGCCUAAAUAAAAAGUUCCAUGCAAGAAUAAAGUUUUUGUAUAAGCAGCGUUUUUUCUCAAUACUGAUGCCAAUAUUUCUCUCUAAACUUAAGGAGACCUCUGAGCUGACAACAAAAUUGGUGAUAUAUCGAGCAUUCGGACAUAUUAUUACCAAUGCUCCAGUGUCAGCAGUUAUAACAGAAGCCCAUCAGAUUUUGCUCGUGAUGAUUGAUAUCUUAGCCAAAUUGAGUGUGGAUAUUCAGGAUAAAGAUCUAGUGUAUAGUUUGUUGCUUGUUUUAUCUGGAAUGCUGAUGGAUGAAAAAGGCAAAGAAUGCAUUGUGGAAAAUAUCCGCAUCAUUAUCAGUGUACUUGCACAACUUGUUUCCUAUCCUCACAUGAUGGUUGUUCGGGAGACUGCCUUGCAAUGUUUUGUUGCCAUGUCUAGCUUUCCCCACUCAAAAGUUUAUCGCAUGCGAUCACAGGUCCUACAAGCAGCAAUCAAGGCUCUUGAUGAUAAGAAAAGGGCUGUUCGCCAAGAGGCUGUUCGAUGUCGACAAACAUGGCAAUCAUCAUUUGCUUAAGGUAGUCUUUCUCCCGCCACUGCAUCAUAGUUUGGAAUUACUCACUGAACAGAUCAUGUUAGAGCUUGAUAAGUAUUGAGAUGUGUGAUAGGUUGUGGUAGCCCGUAGGGUGGUAGAGGACAAUGCGGCUCAUUCUGCCUUUGAAAUGCUUUUGGACUGUGUAAGUUCUGGCGGGAGGUGAGUUCUUAGGAGGAAAUUUGGCGAACCACAGUUGGAUGGUGUAUGUCAGUGCAUUGGGUUCAAUCUGGCUGACCGCUCUUCCGUCCCUUUUUCCUUGUAUUUAUCAUGAAUGGACAUUUAUAGGACCAGUUCGUGAAUGUAUCUCCGGUUCUCCUCACUAUGCAUUGCAUUUGUCUCUCAAGUCGGGAGAAUGCAAGUCAGAUAUGGCCCGAGUGCUGAUUAUCAUGUAAAGUUGUUCAACAUACCCAAAUAGUUUUUCUAAGCCGUGAGUUCCCUAGGUAUGCUCAGCUAUAUAACUAUAUAUGAUUAUGUUCAAAGUC